AUGUCGAACCCAACUCCGCCGGCGUCUGGGACCAAGGUUCCAGAUGAUACACUCAAAGCCCCCAUGAUGUCGGAGCAGAUUGCCGCGGAUAAUUUUGUUUGCCAAUCACGAAACAUCCUCGAUAGCAUCAUAAACGAAUCGGACUUAACUAUUAACGAAAAGUCCAAGCUGUUCGAUCUACUGCAACAUUGGUGCAUGGCCCGGCCUUCCACGCCGGGUCAUGCUCAGGCCGUGUCUGCGUCUUUACGACAUGCGUUUUACGAGCUGGUCUUCGAGAACUGGGAUUCGGAGAAUGACUUUAUCUCGUUCCCGGUGCGAGCUGAGAAAAAGCUCGCACAGAUCGCCGUGCCAGUUGGAGUGUUCACCGAGGACCUUCCAGUGACUCCGAGAAAGCGGAAGCUGGGACAAGAGCAACAGCUCAACAAAGAUCGCCGGGCCGGGGCGCCGGCGUACCUGAGCGUCCACCUCAACGCCCAGGGUUUCAACUUUGAAACCCUGUGGAGGGACCAGCACGGUUCGAUCGUGAACAGUAAGUUCGUCCGCCUGGCAGAGGGUUUGACGAUGGAGAAGGCGAUCGAAAAGGCGAUCCUGAACUGGGACGCCAGGGAGCGCAAGCUCGUACAGCAAUACAACACGGAUAUGGUGAUUGCGCUGGCCAGGCGCCGAAUUCGAGAGUUCAGCCGUGCCGGCACGGCGGCGCUACCUUAUGUUCCGUCAGAACUCGAGAUCAAUGGUCGCCUCAUCAAAUGCGACCUUAUCAGUGAUGGAAUGCACGAGAUGAGCCAGAGUUUCCUUCGAAUCGUCCAGGCUGUCGAGCGCAGACAGCCUAGAGCACCACGCAACAGAAUGUAG
Molecule: messenger RNA, 852 nt
Organism: Fusarium sp. VM40
Lineage: Eukaryota; Fungi; Ascomycota; Sordariomycetes; Hypocreales; Nectriaceae
Source: the annotation of a GenBank genome assembly